Molecule: messenger RNA, 1512 nt
Organism: Filobasidium floriforme
Lineage: Eukaryota; Fungi; Basidiomycota; Tremellomycetes; Filobasidiales; Filobasidiaceae
Exons: 11
Coding region: 1-1512 (503 amino acids)
Cellular component (GO): nucleus; cytoplasm
Source: RefSeq, a predicted model, not a curated record
AUGCUUCCGCAAGAGGAAUUGCCCAUCUUGGAAGCCUUGGUCAACAUCAAGCACCGUUUGACGGCUUUGAAAAAGGACACGACCAAGUUCAUCCGAGCCAAAGAUGUCAUGUCCAUCUAUUCUCAAGUGGCCAAAGAGGUCAACAAGCUCAACGCAGUCCGGGACCGUCAAACUCAAGAAGGGAUGAUCAGCGUCUCUGCGCAGAUGGAACAGCAACACCUGUCUCAAGUGGACGUCAAGCCGCCUAGCGAAACCAACCGGGUGGAUCAGGUCCUGAACGAUGUCUUUGGGCUGUUGAGCUUGUUCUUCUUGACGAUCGGCAAGACCAAGGAGAGUCCAGGGGUUUACUGUCAGAUCGCUAGUAUGAGGCAACUCCUGGACCACAUGCAAGAAUCAGGGAUUUAUACGCAGCAAGACUUGCAACCGUUUGUGCAGCGUCUGCACGUCGUCAAGUCCAUCAUCAAAAAGGACAAGGAGGAGGGUAAACAAUAUACGGGAGUGGUCAAGCUGAUGUGGCGCAAGUGGGAGGAUUGUGAACGUCUCUUGAAGACCCUUCUGAAAUCGCUUUCGGUCCUCUCGGUCGAGCUCGUACCGAUCCACCAACGCCUCGUCCACAUCCGACGCCAGCUCAGCGCCUUGGCCGCUCAGUUGAAACAUGAAAAGAAGGAACUAAAACCUCUCGUCGAGGAACUGCGAAAGAUCGAUUCUUCCCGUGUCGACGGCAAGUUUUUGGGACCGGGAGGCACUUCGGUUCCAGCGGGUCAGGCGAUCUUGGUCGGUUUGUUGGAAGAGUGUUUCGAGAUCAUCCAGGAUAUCCGGGCGAGGGAGGGAGCGGAGAACGUUUCGCCGCCUUUGAAGCCGGUUUGGGAGCGAUUGACCGAGAUGAGGGCCAAGUUGGAGCGAUUGCAACUGACGCACCGGUGGACUUUGAGGGAGACGGACUUGUACAACUACGCACAAGCCCUAAGAGAAGUCGACGGUAUGCGAGUCGACGGGAGCUUUGUCGAUACUGAGGGUAACAAGGCCGAGGGUCAAUACGUGUUAUUAUACUUGUUGAGGCGAUGUCACGGUCUCAUCUAUCGGUUGAUUGCCGAGUCGGAACCCAUUUCGGAGGAAUUGAUGCCGAUCGCCAACAAGUUGUCGACGAUAAAGAAGUGCUUGAACGAGGUCAUGAAGUACGGUGGACCGUUCAGCGCGCGAGAUCUCUAUCCGUAUCACCUCGCCCUGCACCAAAUCGACUCGCUCCGACAAGACGGCAAGUUCUUGUCAGAAGACGGCUCGAUACCGGAGGGUCAAGCCAUCCUGGUGGCACAAUUGAGCGAGGCGCAUGAACUGCUCGAGAUGCUCAAGGAGAACACUGGCGAUGCGAGCGACGACGAGGACGAAGACGAGGACUUGAGCGACGACGACGAUCAGAUCAACUAUAGCUUGAGUAAGGCAGCACCGUUGGAUGCUACCCCGCGAACGAGGCAGGCGGGUGAGGAAGCUGUAGAAGCGAAGAGUGCGGAAUAG